Messenger RNA from Aspergillus homomorphus CBS 101889, 1319 nucleotides. RefSeq names its product NADPH:quinone oxidoreductase family protein. Lineage: Eukaryota; Fungi; Ascomycota; Eurotiomycetes; Eurotiales; Aspergillaceae. Gene Ontology annotation, cellular component: mitochondrion. Gene Ontology annotation, molecular function: zinc ion binding; oxidoreductase activity. Bases 179 to 1216 code for a protein of 345 amino acids. The transcript has 2 exons. The record is from RefSeq and is a predicted model, not a curated record.
CCUUCUCCUCCCCGUCAACCCGUUUGUUGUCAGAUAAGCCUAGCGAUACGGAACUCACUGAUCUGGUUGUUUGAUAUUGCAUCCACUUUCUGUUUGCUAUCUUGCCAGUCGCCCUCUGUUGUUCAAACAAGUUCAAACAACCCCAGCAGCAUAUACCAGUCAACCCUUGACUUCCACGAUGCGGGCCAUUCAAGUCUCCGAAUAUGUAAUGGGACCCCUGGAUCUCAAAGUUGUUACACUUCCCACUCCUUCGCCGUCCACGACGGACUACCUGAUUGAGAUUCACUCGGCGGGUACCAAUUUCUUUGAUUUGCUACAGAUUCAAGGCAAAUACCAACAUCAGCCUCCGUUGCCUUGGAUUGGGGGUGCAGAAUUCGCGGGCACCGUUCUGGCCAUGCCCACUUCUCCUAGAACGCCGCCGCGGUUUGCCGUUGGCGAUCGAGUCUUUGGCGCGACGCAGGGUGCCUACGCCACUCAUGUUCUUGCCCCUGAACAGACUUUGCUACCUGUCCCAGCUGGCUGGGGCUUCGAGGAUGCCGCGGGUCUCUUCGUCACAGCUCCCACAUCAUACGGGGGUCUCGUCCAUCGAGCGAACGUCCAGGCAGGCGAGUGGGUGCUGGUGCAUGCGGCCGCAGGUGGUGUUGGUCUGGCCGCCGUGCAGAUUGCCAAAGCCAAGGGGGCGACGGUGAUUGCGACCGCAGGGACCGAGCGGAAGCGGCAGGUCGCGCGCCAAUUCGGCGCGGACCAUGUCAUUGAUUAUCGGGAUAAGAGCUGGCCAGACCAGGUCAAACAACUGUGCGCGCAAUAUCGCACGGGAAACGGCAAGGCGGGCGUCGAUAUCGUCUAUGAUCCUGUGGGACUGAUCGAGGCAAGCCUCAAGUGUGUCGCGUGGAAUGCGCGCUUGCUGGUUAUUGGGUUUGCAGCGGGGAAGAUCGAGAAAGUCGCUCUGAACCGAGUGCUUCUCAAGAAUGUCAGUCUGCUUGGAUUGCAUUGGGGCCAAUAUGCCCGGUUCGAGAAGGAGACGGUCAAGUCUGUGUGGGCAGGCAUCUUCGACCUCGUCGCACAAGGGAAGUUCAAGGGCACUGCCUUCAAAGAUGAGAGUUUCGUGGGUUUGGAGAGUGUUCCCCGGGCCUUACAGGCGCUAGGUGGGAGAGAGACCUGGGGAAAGGUUGUGGUGAAAAUCGUCGAGGCCGAAACAGGCAAAAGUAAGCUUUGAGCGCGGUGAACAAUGAGCCCGUCCGAUAUCCAGUCACUUUGGACUUACAAACCAACUUACUAUACAAGAGCGGAAUUGGGCCGUGCAUAUUUAAACAAACUAG